Molecule: messenger RNA, 1716 nt
Organism: Diaporthe amygdali
Lineage: Eukaryota; Fungi; Ascomycota; Sordariomycetes; Diaporthales; Diaporthaceae
Exons: 4
Coding region: 1-1716 (571 amino acids)
Molecular function (GO): catalytic activity
Source: RefSeq, a predicted model, not a curated record
AUGUCUGCAAAACUUGCCGGCGAGAAGUAUACCGUGUCAAAGGAAGCGUUCCGGGAUCUAGCUUCCUCCCUGGGCUUCCAGGUGCAAGCUCGAGAUGAAGCAGACUACCUCGAUCUCCUGCGGGCUGCCAUCGCCGACGUAGAGACGGUCCAAGCGAUGCCACCGUACCACCACCCUCUCAUCCGAACGGCGAGCAGCGCAGGUGAACGGACCAGCAUGCGCCCAUCUUCGUCCGAGAAUCCAUUGAACGGAUGGAGCCACAGGACCGUCAUCAGACCUUCUGCGGAAGGGCUCUUAUCCGGCAAGACGAUAGCGAUCAAGGACAAUGUGUCCGUCGCGGGACUGCCCAUGACGGGCGGCACACAGCCCUUCCAUCUGUCCAAGGAUAUUCCAUACCCGAUUUCCAGCUUCGACGCCCCGGUCGUCACCCGUGUGCUCGAAGCUGGAGGGACGAUCACGGGCACGUCGACAUGCGAGAACUAUUGCAUGUCUGCGUUGAGCUUCAGCAGUGCCACUGGGCCUGUUGAUAACCCCUGGCUGAAGGGCUAUGAGUGCGGCGGUAGUAGCUCUGGGAGCGCAGCGCUGGUUGCGGUCAAAUGUGUGGACAAGCAGAAGGAGAAGCAGAACGGAGGCAUGGUUGUUGAUGAAGACCUGGGAGAAGGUGUCGAUCUCGCUAUAGGAGGCGAUCAAGGAGGCAGUAUUCGCAUGCCAGCAGCGUACAGUGGAAUCUAUGGUCUGAAGCCAACACAUGGCUUAGUCCCUUAUACGGGACUCGCAGCUUUGCAUCCGAUGAUUGACCACUGUGGGCCGAUGGCCGGUUCUGUGCGGGACACUGCGCUGCUACUCACGGUCUUGGCUGGCUGGGACGGCCUCGAUCCGCGGAUGACUCCUGAGACCCCUCUGCGGCAAAGUGUACCUGCCUACCACGAGUUACUCGACGAGGCCAUCGAGUCGCUCAAAGCAGCCGGGAGCUGGACCGCGACGGCAGCCGCCAGCGGCUUGCGUAUCGGCAUUGUCAAAGAGGCCUGGUCUGCUCCUCAGCUCAGCGAUGAAGUGGCCACCGUCGUCAAGCAGGCGGGCCAGCGCUUCGCUGCUCUCGGCGGAACAGUCGAGGAGGUAAGUGUGCCGAUGCAUACAAUGGCGGCCUCGAUAUUCACGGCGGUGACACGGCCCGAUAUGGCAGACGUGUUCAUCCACAACACGCCUCCAGAUUGCCUGAGCUGGCCUAUGGCGGAUCUCGCACCUCCCAAGCCAGAUGGGAAGUGGUACGACACCAUGAAUCGGUCGGCGCCCAUGGUCGUGAACAAGCUCCUCAGUAGUACAUUCAUCACACGCAACAGCGACAACUUCCCGCCUGCCGCAAGGGGCAAGGCAGUCACGCAUGUACACGAGCUGAGAGCUGCGUAUGAUGCGGUGCUAGCGGACUUUGACGUGCUCAUUACUCCGUGCAACCCGACGGUUGGGAUGAAACAUCCCAGUCCUGAUCUAAGCGUCGUACAGAAGUAUGAGCUCGCGCUGGGCAACACGUGGAACACUUCUCCGUUCAAUCUCACUGGUCAUCCCGGUCUGGUCAUCCCCGUAGGCUGGGGCAAGACCGAAGACGGACAGGGCAGACUGCCAAUUGGGAUGCAAAUGAUCGGAAGGCGGUGGAAUGAGCAGAUGCUAUUCCUCGCCGCCGCGGCUUGGGAAGUCGGCGGGCUGGGGCUGGAUAGCUAA